GGGAAGAGGAGUAUGCAGCAUUUAUUUUGUCCCGUACGAGCUACUAUGCAGUCCCAAGUCGCCAGGGCAUCACCAGCCUCCUGUGGCCAGACUAUCCGAGAUUCUGCUGAGACAUGUACGACGUACAUGUUCCAUCUCCCUUCUCGUGUCCACCAUAGACUUACUUUUCCCUUCUUCCUCUUUCCCUGCAUGCCACCAGACAGCUAAUAUAGCAUCUUUCAACUUUGUCCUCCCUCCGAAAGCACACCAGUGUUCUCCUUCUGCUAUGAUGGCUGGGGGUAUCGCACGACCGGGCCCCUCCUCAUAUGGCAUAAGCAGCCAGCAGAAGAUUUAGAUAGAUGAAAAAAGGGGCCCUUUCCAGUCCAAUGUAAAGUUAAAAAUAAAAAUAAAAAGAUGCGUCAGAGCGCGCAGGGACGGCUAGACCAAGCCGAUCCAUCAUGCUACUUCACCGCCAGACAGAAACGGCAACGGAUUGCCCGCUCCAUAGGAAUCGUCGAGCCGAGGAAGAAAAUCUGCUCGUGUGGCCGCAGGAUCUCCGGCCCAUAUCUGUGCGCCCACCGAUGACACUGUGGCACACAAAC
Messenger RNA from Cryphonectria parasitica EP155, 581 nucleotides. RefSeq lists its product as uncharacterized. The transcript has a single exon. Lineage: Eukaryota; Fungi; Ascomycota; Sordariomycetes; Diaporthales; Cryphonectriaceae. The record is from RefSeq and is a predicted model, not a curated record. Bases 13 to 207 code for a protein of 64 amino acids.